Molecule: messenger RNA, 2628 nt
Organism: Argiope bruennichi
Lineage: Eukaryota; Metazoa; Arthropoda; Arachnida; Araneae; Araneidae
Product: fibroblast growth factor receptor-like 1
Exons: 8
Coding region: 903-2360 (485 amino acids)
Biological process (GO): homophilic cell-cell adhesion; axon guidance; dendrite self-avoidance
Cellular component (GO): axon; plasma membrane
Molecular function (GO): cell-cell adhesion mediator activity
Source: RefSeq, a predicted model, not a curated record
UUAUUUCAAUGUUAUAUGCAUCAACGUUCAAGUUAGUUUUACAGUCCAUCCACUAUAAAAUUAUUUAAAAUGCGAAUAUCUUUUUUUCAGCAAAAGAGAAUGAAAAUAAUUGAUUUCUCUCCUGAUCACUAAUUCCUGUUGGUAUGUGCAUCAUUGCCAACUCUAUAGAAAGAAAAAUAACAGUUAUAAUUUAAAAUGCCUGAGCUCGUUGCUUUUUCUUCUUUUCAAAAGGAUAUCUGCUUGGCAACAUGAAAGAGAGUUUGAUUUAUAAUAGUAAAGACGAGCUGAUUUUAAAACUUCUUACUGUGAACCGAAACUUGAACUGUUUUUAACGCUUCUUACUGUGAACCGAAACUCAUACAAAGACAAUCACGUCUCAUCAAAUACCCUUCAGUUAAAAUUUUCGCAAAUUUUGGCUUUUGCGAAGUUAAUAUCAUUGUGAAAAUUUAUAAGAGCUACAUAUAAUUUUGCUUGUCUGUCUCGUAAACUUUUCAACCACAAAAGAAAAGAAAUAAAUUGAUAUAAAUUCAUAGCGGCAUAGAUGUGAACAUAUUUUUUUUCAUAGCGACAAGGAAGAUAAAGGAGUUUGUUGCCAUUAUAAGUAGAAGAUUUAUCCGUAAUUAGUAACAUCAGAAUAUUGGAAAAAAACGAUAUUGAAAAUGAUUUGAAAGCAAUAAAUAGUUCUAUAAAUUUGCCGCUCUCUAUAAAAACCGACACACGAAUUUGUAAACACUGAGAAUGAAGAAACUUUGCCCUAUCGAUGACCCGCCUCCUCACGAUAAGCACUACCUGAUAGGUGGAAAGAGAUUGUCAGUCGGUCUAAUUACACAGAGAGAAGAAGGUUUGCAUGGAUUUGCCUCAUAAAUUACUCACAGGAGACAAGUAAGGUUUGUAACUACCUCAUGAACAUGCAUUUCAUUAGUAUUUUCCAUAUUGAACAUCGGUUAUAUUUAGCAGUCUUACUACUAAUUUUGCAAAAGCCACAUCACACCUACGCCGAAGGUGCUCCAAGAAAACUGGCUCUUGCUGAUGAUCAACGAAUCAUUUUCACACAUAUUAAUGAAACUUUGGAAUUAAAAUGUCCUAUAGAUACAUCAGACACUAAAACGUUUGUGGAAUGGAGCAGAGGAAAUGAAUCGCUUUAUAUGGAACCUGGCUACGAAAUAAACAAAAAAGGUGUAUUGAGAAUAAAAUCUGUUACCAUGAAACAUGCUGGAACUUACACUUGUGAGGCUGUUAAUGGAUAUGGCUUUGUACAAGUACAGCUGAAUGUUAUAGUAGACAAACCUGAAGUUGGAAAUGUUCACGACAUACCAAUCAACCCGAAUUCUGUGAACCGUGUACAUGUUUCUCAACCAAGUAUUAAAAGACGUCCUACGGAAUUUAUUGAUGAUGUUGGAGGCCAAGCAACUUUUCAUUGUGUAUCUACAGGUCAACCAACUCCUCAUAUAUUUUGGUUCAAAAACGGUUUUCAAAUUAAAAGUGCUGAAACUGAGAUUUCAAAAGGAAAGGUUCAUUCUACCCUUAAGUUGAGAGGGCUUAAGAUGAGUGAUGCAGGAAUUUAUAAAUGUAUUGCAAGAAACAUAGUUGGAGAGGACCAUUUGGACUUCCACCUUCAAGUUACAGAAGUACCAAAGCCACCUCGAAUAUUGUCAUUAGAGCCUACAUCUUCCACAAUAAAAGAAGGCGAAGCUGCUGUUUUCUGGUGUGAAGUUGACAGCAAACCUGGCUUAAAAUUGCACAUUAAGUGGCUAAAAAAGCUGAGUAAAGAAGAGAUCACAGAGUCAGUUAUACUGGACGACAUGACGCUCUUUCGAUCUGGAGCAAACUUUUAUCGUCCUCUAAGUUUGCCAAAUGCUACUAAUACUAACUCUGGAGAUGGACUUUACAAAUCAAAACUUUUAAUAAAGAAUUCUUGUAAAGAGGACUCGGGAACAUAUGUUUGCCUUGCUCUGAAUGACAAAGGCUUCAGCUUUAAAAAUGUCUCUUUAACAGUUGUGAACACAGCUUUGAAGUCCUAUCCUGGACACUCUGGUCCUUUUACUACAAGCGAUACAUCUCUAGUUGUCAUUGUUAUCAUUGCUUUAGUAAUAGUUUUGCUAACUAUUGUUCUUGCUAUCCAGUUGUAUUUCAGAAGCUCGUCGCAAAAAACUGUCGCAUCCAAAAGAGUAUUUUUUGAUCCUGAAUGUGGAACCUUGUCCCAAGAUCUUAAAAAAACAGUGAAAAAAACCACUAUUUCAUAUCCUGAAUUAAAUGAUCCCCAAUCAAAAUCAAAUCUGUUAUGCUCCAACUCAACAUAUGGUUUUGAAACAGAAAAUCAGGUUUCAAAAACAUUUCAUGUGAAAACGUAUAUACACUGAUAUAAGUGUCCAACCGUUUAUAAUCAUUUUUUUCAUAAAAAUGAAAAAGUAAAAAUAUUGAAAUGGGAAUUGGCAACUGGAAACGGAUGGAAAAGGAAACGUUAGUUCCAUACAAUGAAAGUUGUACUUUGAUACGAGCUAAAAUGAAAGGAGCUGAUUAGAAGCUAGCAUUAUAUUCAUCAGUGUCAUAUCAUAGAGAUUUCAUCCUCUACAUUUGUAUAUAUACAUAAGUUUUUGUAAAAUAUUAUUUUAAUAGAUUUUAUCCUAA